Drosophila eugracilis is the source of this 8227-nucleotide messenger RNA. RefSeq names its product ubiquitin carboxyl-terminal hydrolase 10 (gene Usp10). The record is from RefSeq and is a predicted model, not a curated record. Gene Ontology annotation, biological process: regulation of autophagy; DNA damage response, signal transduction by p53 class mediator; protein deubiquitination. NCBI's taxonomy places the organism in Eukaryota, Metazoa, Arthropoda, Insecta, Diptera, Drosophilidae. Gene Ontology annotation, cellular component: cytosol; nucleus. The coding region runs from base 473 to 5011 and encodes 1512 amino acids. Gene Ontology annotation, molecular function: cysteine-type deubiquitinase activity; cysteine-type endopeptidase activity. The transcript has 10 exons.
ACCCUGGCAGCAGGAAGGUUUUUCGGUCGAAAAAUAAAGAACAAUAAAGUAAAACGUUUGUGGCCCGCAGCAACAAAAAAGGGAUCGCCAACGAAGAGAGUGAGUGCCGUGUUAACCGGUGACCUCUCGCCCGUGCCCCGUGACCUGUAGACCCGCGAAAGUGCUUGAUUCGUGGUAAUUUGUUGGAGCAGAAUUUGGAGCAGGCAGCGUGUAAAAAGUUGCGGAAUUAUCGUGGCACCGCGCGGAGAAAGAGAGAGAGAGAGCGCGAUAGAAGAGAGAGAGAGCGAGGAAAGAGAGAUUGCCGCACGCAUAAAAUAUGAUCAAAUUGCAAAAUUGAUUUCAAUUGGCCACUCAACAAAAGCAAACAACAAUUUCAAUGUUUGACGCCUGCUGCGACUCUUGAGACUCAUUUAAGCCGUUAUUAGAACCAAUCAGGAUCUGAGCCAAGUUCCGCACUUUUGGCUUUUUGGCCAUGGCACAGCAAACGCAGCCGCAGCAGCAGGCAGCGCCGUCCACUUCGACGCCGGCUACCACGGCGGCAGGAUCCUCCGGAGCAGGCGGGGGAUCAGCCACGCCCAUAUCCACACCGUCGACGCCUCAGCCGACUGGCGGCAGCAGCAGCAACAAUAAUAACAACAACACGACCUUGGUCUCGCCCACCGGGAACAACAACGUGCUGACGCCUGUGCAGGCCUUUACUCCGGCCGGACAGCCCAUGUACAAUCCACACGUAUACAUGUCUGCCCACGGACACCCGCACACUGGAGCCCAUUAUCCGACCAUGAUACCCCAGAUGCCCAGCAACCACGUCUACGUGAACAACGUCACUGCCAAUGUCAACCUGCAUGGCUGGCCGCACGGAGUUCCGACUUACAUGCCGGCUGGAGGUCAGCACCACUAUAUUGGACACGGCGAUAUGCCCCAAGAACAGGGCAAUGCCGUUAUGCCGCAUAUGCCUGUGCCUGUGCCCAUUAACUUGACGCCCCAGGGCGGAUCUCCGAAUCCUCACACACCCGGCAUGGGUGGUGGACGCGGACGAGGACGCGCACGUGGCCGUGAUGGUAGUGGUGGUCUGCGACGCAAUAACUACCAUGGGCCACGUCAUCUGCAGCAGCAGCAGCAGCAACUCAUCACUCUGCCCCCGCAGCAGCAACUGCCGCCUCAAGAUGGAGCCACUCCUGGACUUCAACUUCAGCCAGAUCAGAUGGCUCAACAGCUGCCGCCGCCGGAGGCGCAUAUGCAGCACUUGCAGCAGUACUAUGCUGCCCCACCUACCUACUCGUACGGGUAUCCCCCGCCCUACUUCACACCGCAGCAUGCGAGCUUGCCUCCUCCGAAUCCCACAGCAGCCCAGCAGGCGACUGGAACACCGCUGUUCUUCUCCGGACCGGUUAUGUGCAAUCCUGCAUGGUUUAAUCCAGGUGGGUACAUCUACCCUAUGAUGCAUCCGGCUGAAUAUCAGUAUGUGUCGGAAGACGCUGGCCAGCCUGGAGUGGAUGAACGUGUCGGUCAGCCCGAUGGUGGAAUGACCCAGAUCUGGCACUCGGCUCCCCCAAUGUACGCCGAGGAUUUUGAAGCUCUCCAGCAGCAACAACAGCAGCAGCAACAGGUGGGUGUAAAUCCCAAUGGAGGAGUAGCUAAUGUGGGCGAUGAGCUCAACCACAACAGCGCUUCUCUGCCCUCCUCGGAGACGUCGAGCAUGCUCAGUCCGAGUUACCCAAUCUACGAAUCGCAGAUCCACGAAAUGCAGCACCAUAUGGGCGUGAUGCAGAUCUACGAAGAUGGUCAAAUUGCCGCCCUGCAGCCAAUUCAUCCAGGAGCGGGUCCCGUGCCACAGUACGAGGACGAACUCGCUGAAUGCGGAGCUCCGCCACCUGGCGCUAUUCCGGUGGCCUGGACUACUGCCAUGCCCUUGCCACCGGAUGGCGUUCAGCCAGCUCUGCUGCCCCCGCCGCAUCACAUCUUGCAGCAAACAUCACCGGUUUUAAUCGAACAACCGGCCCAGAUGGUUCAACCUCAACCUCCACAACCACCAACACCCACUCCUCAGCAGCAACAACCGCACCAGGAGCAAAUAGCUGACAAGGGCUUGACAAACAACAACAACGAGGUGGCCUUGGAUGAAAAGUUGGCCAGCGAGAAGCAGCAGCAAAUUGAAUUGGAGUUCCACCAGCAGCAGCAGGAGCAACUGCAGCAUCAGCAGCAACUACAGAAACAGCAUUUGCAACAACAGCAGCAGCUUCAGCAGCAGCAACAACAACAACAACAGCCACAACCACAAUUGCCAGCGCAGCAAACUGAAAAGCAGCCAACAAAAGUGCCAAACCUUGCAGUAGCUACAGUGGCACCUCAAAUACAACAGCCAACAUCGCAGCAGCAGCAUCAGCAGCAGCAAACAUCGCCGGUGGUGGUACCACCCCAGCAGCAGCAGCAGCAACCACCACAGCAGACUAGCUACCAUGAUCAACAUCAAUUGCCACAGCAGCAGCAGCAGCAACAACAACAACCGCAGCAACAGCGCAAGCCACCGCAGCAAUACAACCAAUCCCAGCAGCAACAGGUGCGUCGUAAGUACUCCUCGGAGUACAAUCAUCACCACCACCAGCACGGUAGUAGCGACACGGGCAUCCAGACUACCAAGACUAUGUCCUGGACCCACUCUGCUCAGCACAAAAAGUCCACACAAUCGGUUUCGGUCACCGCUUCGCCAAAUAAUGUAAACAAUGGAUCGGGUGUUGCCAGUGGACCGGCGGGCAAGACCAACUACAGUCACACCACAAAGACGUUUACCAACCAGCAGCAUUACCAGCAGCAGCAGCAGCACUACCAGAAUCAGAACAACUACAACAGCAACACUAGCAGCAACAGCAGCUCAAGCAGCACUAAUAAUCAACCUCAGGUGCGCACCUAUGGCACUAUGAAGGUGCCCUCCUCUCCGGUGGCUAGCACAGCACCAACGCUGGAGCGUAAGAACAGCCAGCAUGCAGCGGCAACACCAGCUGCUACUCCGACGACGGUGGCAAUCACAACAGCAACUACCUCAACGGCCAGCAUUACGGCUUCCCCAAAUCAAUUCCAACAGGAGAUCAGCAACACUAGCGCAGGACCAGUAGUAGCUGCUCCGCAUCCAGCACCACAGCAACAUGUGCCUGUCGCAGCAGCAGCACCCACCAAAUCAUACAGCAGCUUUGCUGCUAAAAAGCAUCAAAGCUAUGAGACAGUGGCCUUAAGCUCUGUGGUGGCCUCCAGUUCAUCAAGCAGUCCUCAACCACAGCUUAAUCUUGCUCCGCCUGCUCCACCAGCUUCGCAGAAUAGCAGCGACAGUACCCAGCUUUCGUGGGCCAGUUUGUUCGCCAGUAACAGACCCGUGGCCAAAGUGGCGCCCUAUGAGUCCAGCAAGCCUCUGCAGCAGCAGCAGCAGCUUCAUCCAGUGCUCCAAUUGGCUCCUCCGCAGCCAGCUCAAGUGGUAGCUGCUGGUCCAGUGCCUCAACAGGCACCGCCAACCCAAAAUUUGCCACUGCCCACGGCUCACCAGCAAUCGCAGUUGCCAGCUCCUGUGCCGGCGCCCACAGCUCCGCUUGUCACUCCAGGAACUCUGUCCUAUUCGGCUGCAUCUGCCCAGGCAGUGCCUGCUCCUAAUCCCGCCUCCGCAUCCGUGAAGCCCUUGAAGCCAGAGCCCCCGCGCGCGGUGCAGCAACAACUAGAUGAAUGGACCAACAAGUACGCGGAGUACCUGACACGCCACAAGACUAACUUGGUGCCGAUAAGCCUGCGUCCACGGGGACUGACCAACAGGUCCAACUACUGCUAUAUUAACUCCAUCCUGCAGGCUCUUCUCGGCUGUUCGCCGUUCUAUAACCUGCUGCGCUCCAUUCCCAAGCAGGCAGCUGUCUUGAGCGAGGUCAAAACGCCGACUGUGAACGCCAUGAUGUCCUUUAUGACGAACUUUUCAUCGCUGCCCAGUGGCCUACGUCUGCGCCUGAACAAUCUCAACAAGGGAUCUCAGAGCAAGGGAAAGGACGAGUUUGUGGGUUCUGAUUUGCAAUGCGACAUUGCCUUUGAGCCUACAGAGAUCUACAAGCUGUGGAACGACAGUCGGGAGGAGCACGUCGAAGGUCGCCAGGAGGAUGCCGAAGAGUUUUUGGGCUACGUCCUUAACAAGCUCAACGAUGAGAUGCUGGAGGUGAUCAAACUGAUUGACAAACCUGUACCCCAGCAAAACGGCCAGGAGCCAGCCGAGCCAGAAGAUGGCGGCGAUGUCUGGCAGAUGAUUUGCAACAAUCGCAACAAGGGAAGUGUCACCCGUCAAACCGACUUUGGACGGACUCCUGUAAGCGAUAUCUUUAGGGGAGAACUGCGUUCCCGGCUGCAACGCGAGGGAGAACACUCGACGGAUGUGAUUCAGCCUUUCUUUACGCUUCAAUUAAACAUCGAAAAAGCUGCUUCUGUGAAGGAAGCGCUGGAGAUCCUGGUGGGUCGCGACCAGCUAGAGGGUGUCACCGGCAGCAAGACCAAGCAGGAGGUUGUGGCCUGGCAGCAGAUGACGCUGGAGAAACUGCCCGUCGUCCUGAUAUUGCAUUUAAAGUACUUCGACUACCGGUCUGAUGGGUGCACAAAAAUCUUGAAGAAGGUGGAUUUCCCCGUAGAACUGAAGAUCGAUGCCAAAAUCCUUGGAUCGAAAAAGACCUCGCAGAAACAGCGCGCCUAUCGCCUGUUUGCGGUUGUCUAUCACGAUGGCAAGGAGGCCUCGAAGGGCCACUACAUCACGGAUGUGUUCCACACGGGCUACAGCAGCUGGCUGCGCUACGACGACAGCUCGGUGAAGCCGGUCAGCGAGAAGCAUGUUCUCCAGCCGCAUACUCCACGGGUGCCUUACCUUCUGUACUACCGCCGCUCCGAUACCCUGCCCCCACAGCAGCAGAAUGCCCAGCAGCAGACCACCAAUGGUGGAGGAUCGGGUGGAGUGGUCGGCAACAGCUCCUCUUCAUCGAAUGCCGGGGACAACAAGUGAAAAGCGACCGCAAGGGGCUUUGUAAGAAUACAUCAGAACUUUAAGUGUUAGCUAUAUAAGUCAUAUAUUUUUUUGUGUCAGUGCGUGUGAGCGAGAGUAGUGAGAGUUUGGUUUUAUAUGCAUAUACAUAUACAAGUUAACAAUUAGAUAUAUUCGAGCGGUAUAUAUUUAAGCCCAAAAGUCCAAAGCGCAUGCAUGUGUGUUAGAGUGCGAUUGUGUAAGAAUGAAACUUAGCUCUAAGCUAGCCUAGAAUUAAGAUUGAGCAGAAGCAUAAGCAGCAAAAAGAACUCGAUAAUCGAAAACUUUGUACAAAGAGUGGGAGGAACGAAAGGGCUCUGUAAACUAAACAGCGAGUAAACCUAGUGCUAAAUCUACAAACUUCUCCAGCGAAAUGUAACUCCCUUAUUUAAUCUGUGGCACAAAAGCUCUCCCAGCCUUUAUUCGUAGUAAUUGUUAGGGAAGCCCCCAAAACCCUCUAGAAUUUCCCUCAAUAUGUUAUGACAAACGCUUAGAGCUGUAAAUAUACACAAAAUAAUCAUAUAUUGUAGUUGAUCAGUUUCGCGGCAAGCAGCUUGCAUUUAAACAAACAACCCAGCAACAAUAUAUGGAAUGCUUUGAAUAUGCUUUAAAGGAAUAUACAUUUAGAACACAAGGUCUUUUCGACACAAAAAGUAAAAGUUAAAGGCAGUGGUGGUCAGAGUAAUAGCCGCAAAAUCUCAAAAUCGAAAAGCCAAAUUUUGAAUGUGGUCUUGGAGACCGAAAUCAGAUAGGAUCUUCCCUUGAUAAAAUUUUAUUUGCUCAGAUCGAAGGUUGAACUUGGUACUUUAUGAAACCUCCAAUAGUUUAAAUGAAAAGAUAAUGUCAAGAAAUGAUUAUCGUGAAGGCUAUAGCUUGACCACACUGUACAUUGCAUUAUUUUGUAUUUUUUAGAGGAAGUAACUAAGUUAGAAGCGCGUUCAUUUUGUAAUUUAUUUUAUAUGUUGUUUAGUUUUAUACGCAAUCAGUUAGGCAGGCAGAUUCAUGUAUAUAUAUAUACGGAACUUGUUAUUCAUAGUUAGUGAAACUUUUUUUGGGAUCCCACCCCUGGCUUAGAUUCGUUGUUUGCCUUUAUAAUAUUCAAGCUCUUAACAUAAUUUGCCUAGGCGUAGAGCAUUUAGUAUACCAUGUUAGAGAAUUGUGUUGGGUUUAAAGCGACCGAUUGCAAGGGAAAACUAAAUAUGUCUAAUCGGGUCUGAACUAAAACUAAUCAAUCAUACUAGUUGAUAGCUAUCUAACAAACGUAUACACCCCAUAUAUAUUUUCUUAAGCUAUAUGUAAACGCAUAUAUAUUAUAGAUAUCGUGCCAAUGUUAAAGCAUCUAAUAAUUUACAAAAAACACACAAAAAAAAAAAAAGAAUUUGAAAAAAGAAAAGCUAAUAGCAUGUCAAAGCUUUGUAUAGUCGGCGGCUAAGCAAGAAAGGAAUAUAUACAAGCGGCUAACUAAGAAUAACGCAUCUAAACAUCUGUUGGGGAAUGCGAAAUUUCAUUGCAUACUUUUAGACUGCACAGUAGUACAGUUUCGAAUUCCCCAAGGAUCAUUGGUAUGCGUGCUGAUACCACAGAAAAGUACUCGUUCUCAAAUAGAUGGCAACUCUGCGGUCUACUUAAGUACCAGGACUUCGGUAGUAGGAAGGCGGAAAAUCUUGAAAUAUCCCUAAGCUAAUCGUAUACUAGAGGAAUACAUUGACAUAUAUAACAUAUUAUGGAUAGGACACAAAAGCGAAUUAAUAUAAAUCUACAUAUAUAUUUUGAUGUUAUACAAAUAUGAACUAAUUGUAAGCCAAAUUAUAGGGAAACAUUUUUAUAGAAACUUGUACGCGUCUGCGUUUUGCUAGUUACAAAUAGGUUCCUAAAACUAUAAGAAAAAUGGAAAAAAAAAAAAAUGAUAAUGAUAAAACCACAAAACGUAACGAAAUGUUGAAGCAAAGAAAAUUGAAAAACAAUAAAGAUACUGAUAAAUGUAGUCUAAAGCCAAGCUAAAACCAUAAACAGUAAAAAUACACUGAAAACAAACAAGCAUACAAUACAUAUAACUUUAUAAAUCCAAUUUAUACAAAACCAAGAAAAGCUACAAUGAAAGAUUGAAAGAAGUUGAAUUACCAGUAACAUAUAUUUUUGCAAGCGAAAUUAAUAUGUCAAACAUGAACGAAAGAAAAAUUAGGAUAAAAAUACAACUAAAGACGUAAAAUUAUACAAUUUUCGCUAAAUUCAAACAUCAUUUUUUUUUUUUGUCAAUUGUUAUAUUAUUUAUGUAAUACUCUAAAAAUUUGUGUAUAUUUUUAUUUUAAAACAAAAUUACCAAUUAUGCCAGCACUUAUUGUUAUGUCCAGUCCGAAGAGUGUGUUUUAGAGUUGAUUCUGAAGACGCAGUCGAAACUGAAUUUAUUUCAUAUUUAAUCAAUCAACAUUUAUUUUGCGUAAGCCUCCAACUGCCUAAUGGUCUAAAAACACACUGUUCUUUUAUCCUUUUAGUUUGUUAAACCAAAUCGGGAUUUUUGUAUUUUUUGAUCAUUUUUGUAACACCCUUUGGCACUUUGUUUUCCUCGAUUUAUGUAUGUUUUAGUUCUUAAGUAGUUUCUAAGGCUGUGUAACUAACUAACGAUAAGUACUAACACUUUGCGUAUGAUCAGGUGUGAGAGUGGAGAGGGACUACUACCCCGAUUGUUGAAGUUCAGUUUGCCGGACAAUUUUUGUUUAUUUUGCAACAUUUUUCUACUUUUUGAGGCCAGAGGCGGCUCCUCCGAUAAACAGAAAUUGGCAAGUGCACUUACUAAACGUAUAACGAGGAUAUUAGCGUGUAAUCGGGGAAUAGAUCGGAGUAACAGAGCAGCUCUAAGUACGUUUAGCCUGCAGACAAACAAAUCUUUAAAGUCUUGUAACAAAGUUUUCUAGGCCGCAGUUAAGUCGAAGAAAAAUAAUGGCCAAAAGGGAAAAACAAAGAAUAACAAGAUACUUGCUGUUUAACAACGCGAAACGAGUAACAAAACAAAGUAAAGCGAAAUAUUUAGUCCACAUUUAGUCUAAAGAAUAAACCAUGCUAAAGUAAAUCUACAAACUAAAACGAAUUCAGUUGUACUAAGUAAGCAUAACAAGCCGAUUAUAUAUUGUAACAUGGAAAUCUAAAACACAAACGAAAUGAAAUGAAACAUUAUCUAGCAAUAAACUAAAAUUGAUUUGA